AUGGGCCUGCUCACAACCGCAGACAAAGACAAAAUCAAGCGUGUCAUUCCAAAGCCUUCAAAUAAAAUUGUCACUGUCGCUGUAGCUAGACUGUAUAUCGCCUACCCAGACCCUCAAACAUGGACUUACACCGGACUGUCAGGCGCGCUGGCACUCGUCAAUGACCUAGUUGGUAGCACUUUUUUCUUCAAGUUGGUUGACCUUGGAUCAUCUCGUGGUGUUCUAUGGGACCAGGAACUUUACGUUGAUUUCCAAUAUCAUCAGGACCGUUCUUUUUUCCAUUCUUUUGAACUUGAAGAGUGUUAUGCAGGCUUUUUGUUUGCCGAUGAGAGCGAGGCUGCUACCUUUUUCAAAAAAGUCCAACAUAAGGAAAAGCACGCGAGCAAAGCUACCCUCAACAAUAAAAAUGCACUGGCUGCCACCAAAAGACCAAAGGAACAACUAGGCCCCGCUGCUGGAACUGGUCUACGUGGAGAUACUUCGGGAAAUCGCCAGCGUAUCCAUCUUAAUAAAGGUGUCGAGUACUAUGAUGAUGAACCUCCAGAGGAAUGGCGCGCAUUAUACUCGGAACUCGCAGCUGCUGGCAUUACAGAGGAAAUGAUUGCAGAUAAUAGAGAGUUUAUCAAAAACUACAUUCGCCAACAAGGUGGGCCCCUAGUCGGUCUCGAGCCACCCAUCCCUCGCAAGACUAAGGAAAGAACAUACCCGGCAGCAAAUACCUACGAAGAUUAUGAGUCUUCAGUCCCCUCGUCUCCAGCUGAACCUACAUCGUCAUUCCGUAGAACUCGUGCUCCUCCCCCUCCACCACCAUCAGGUGCUCCUGCUCCUUCUUCUGCUCCUGCUCCUGCUGUUUCUGCUUCUUCAAUUGCAGAAUCCGACUCGGACGAAACUCGCUCAAGUACUCCAGAAACCUCCAUUAGACCCCCAACUUCAGGUCAUAAGGUCCCACCCCCAAUGCCAUAUAUUGGGACCCACGUCCCUACCGUUGCUUCCCCCCAGACUCCUACCCCACCUCCAGCUGCUCCCUCCAUGCCUACCUCGCCAAUUGCAUCUCCACCUCCUUCUCUUCCGUCUAGAACAUCAAAUGGCCCGCCUCUCCCGCCAUUCCCUCCCCAGCAUCCGGGUCUGGCUCCAGGACUCGCCGCAACUGAUAGACCAUUGCCUGCUCCACCAUCUCUCCCCCCACGUAUGCCCUUGGCUCCUGGCCAGGAUUAUACCCCACGGUUUGGAUCCCCUGCCCAGUCUCCAUAUGCCCAGCAACCUCCUCCUAAUCUUCCCCAGAGAGCAGUGGCCGGUACCGGUACUAGUGGUGCCGGUGCUGUCCCACCGCCUCCACCACCACCGCGUGCCGGAGGAUCCACUGCUGCCCCGCCUCCACCACCUCCUCCACGCGCAGGCUCCACGGCUGUCCCGCCUCCUCCUCCUUCCCGUGCACCAAUUGCCGUUCCAGCUUAUCCCACAUCCCCUCCACCACCACCUCGCGCUCCUCAACAGUAUACCCCUCCGGUCAGUGCUCCUCAGCAAUACACCCCUCCAGUCACUGCUCCUGUAGCCCCACCUCUUCCACCACCCUUACCUCAGACUGCAGCUCCAGCUAUUCCUGUUGCACCUGCUGCGCCUGCUGCACCCGCCGCUGCGGCUCCUGCACCGCCGCCGCCACCUCCAUUGCCAUCAUUCUCGGCCCCCUCUGCUGCACCCCCGGCUCCACCGCUCCCAUCUUCAGGCCCUACAUCUGCACCACCACCACCACCACCACCUUUGCCAGCCAGCACGCAAUCGUCAUUUGGUGCUCCUCCAGCGCCUCCACCACCUCCACCAGGAGGAAUGCCUGCUGCUGCACCUCUACCAGCCGUCUCAGGAGAUCGCGAUGCUCUUCUUGCAUCGAUCCGUGGCGCCGGCAUUGGCAGUCUACGAAAAGUCGACAAAUCUGCACUUGACAAGCCGUCAGUUCUGCUCAUGGAAGCCAAGGGCCAAGCACCUCCCCCAACCUCGUCAGCGGCUCCAGGUGGUCAACCCGCUUCUCUUGCUGAUGCUCUUGCCCAAGCCCUCAACAAGCGCAAAAACAAGGUUGGUGGAAGUGACGACGAGGAAAGUGAUGAUGGAUGGUAA
This is a messenger RNA of Magnusiomyces paraingens, 2109 nucleotides long. RefSeq lists its product as uncharacterized. The record is from RefSeq and is a predicted model, not a curated record. Bases 1 to 2109 code for a protein of 702 amino acids. The transcript has a single exon. Gene Ontology annotation, molecular function: actin binding. NCBI's taxonomy places the organism in Eukaryota, Fungi, Ascomycota, Dipodascomycetes, Dipodascales, Dipodascaceae.